AUGGAGUUCAAGUAUUAUGCUCUAAGUUGGUGGAAACAGGUUGAGACAGCACGAGCUUAUAGUGGGGCUUAUGAGAUAUCUACUUGGGGAGAAAUGAAAAGGGUUAUGAGGCAGCGGUUCGCUCCCAAUCAUUAUCAGCGUGAACCUCAUUCCAAGAUAAGGAAGCAUAGCCAAGGAACUCGUUCGGUUGAGGAGUACUAUAGUAGCCAUGGGAAGACGAAACCGAAGCAGCCUGACAAGAUCACAAAGCCUUAUCCAAGACGUUUCUCUAAAGAGACCAGUCCUGAACCACAAGAAAGCAUUCAAAGCAAAGGAAAGCAUUCUGUUUCUCAACAAUUACAAGAAUUAACCUUUUGCAGGACCAGGAACAGAGACCAUGAUGCUAAGGAGCUCCCAAGCAAGGUGAUCCCUUCCUCUAUUAGUCCAAAGCCUCUGGCAGCAGAAAGUGUCAAAGAAGUGCCAAAGGAUCACGCAGAGAAAAGUUUAGGUGCCAAAGAUGUUUCAGUCCAAACCUCCUGUUACAAACUUCAAGGCAACAAGAAACAAGAAAUUGUUUCAGUCUCUAACAAUGGAAAGGUACAAGUUAAACUUUCUCAAACUGUUUAUGAUGAUUCCAUGACUGGUAUAAUGCACUUGUCUUUCUCCAAAAGUGUUGAGACAGGUACAGGGUUUAAUGGAGAACAAAUGGAGAAAGCAAAUCAAGAAGAGGAGAUUCAACCAAACCUGGAUCCGCCAGAAUCUAAACCACCAGACCAACAACUACAAGACCAUGAGUUCAAUCCAGAAGGACCAGAACCGAACAACAAGAGGAAGUCAAAAUCAGAACAAGAAUACAGUCAAGCCAUGCCUACUUCUAAGCUAAGUGAAUUCUUAAACCAACACAUUCAUCCUGUCUUUUUAACUGUCUUAAUGCACUUGUCUUGGUUUAAAGAAGUUGAGAAAGGUACAGGUGAGCAAGAGAGACGCCUAGAAGCUCACAAAGCUUUAACUUGCCAUACCAAGAAGGAGUAUGAGCAACAUGUUCUUAAGCCAAUUGCCGCAGCUGAUUCACUAAUGAGCGUUUUGAAUAGUACACAGGUAAGUGAAGCUCAAUACUUGAUUUACUAUUGGGAUCAUUUCAUGAUACAUCAGAAACUUCAGAAUUUUGUUUUUGAAAUUCCCAUUUCAAGUAUAAUGCACUUGUUCUUUUCCUUGAGUGUCAAAAAAGGAUCAGGUUUUAUGAAGAAGCAUAAGGAACUGGAAGAAGCAGCAUCAAAGAACAACAUAUUCUCAUCUCACGUUCAUCUCAUUCCCUGUUCACCUAUGGUUAUUUGUUUGAGUUCUCUAUUUACCAAAGGCGAGGCAACACUGAACCAAAAUCAAGAAGAGUGGCUCACAUUUUCCAAUCCAAUUCCAGAGAAACCACCAGACUCUUAUCUAGGAUAUCUAAAGAAGCAAACCCAAGGUAAGUAUCUAGAUUCCCAAAGGCGUAUGAGACCUAAUUUGCUUUCUUUUGGUACAGGUCAACUAGUUUUGAGGACAAAACUUUUUCAAGAGGGAGGGGAUGAUGCGAUCAUGGAUGAGGAGGUUCAGGAAAAGCAGCUUUUGGUCGAGGAAGGGGAUGGAAUGGAGCAGCUUGAAGCCGAGGAGGGACUUGAAGCCGCACAACUUGAACCUGAUGGAGCUAAACAUAUGGAGCUGGAACCUGACGCAAUUAAAGAGCUUGCAGCUGAGAAGGAGCUUGUUUCCAAGGAUUCUGUAGCUGCGCCAAUGGAACUGAUUACUCAUUCUGGAGUUAAUCUUGAGCCAAGAUGGAGAAGACAUGAUCCUAAACCUCCCUGGUUUUUGAUCCAAGCUCAAGAGAUCAGCAAAUGGGCAUGUGUCUCAUUUGUACUCUUUUUCCCUUGUCAAGUUUUGUCCCAAUGGGUUUUCUUGACAAGGUUUUUAAUGAGGCAAAUGGGUCACAUACAAAUCACCCAUUUAGCUGAUCAAGACCAAGGCCCAUCAAUAAAGAAGACCAAAAAUGUGGCCAUGAAGAUCAAGGGUCAUAUUUGUGUUCAAACUUUGUUUUAA
This is a messenger RNA of Microthlaspi erraticum, 2052 nucleotides long. Lineage: Eukaryota; Viridiplantae; Streptophyta; Magnoliopsida; Brassicales; Brassicaceae. The record is from the annotation of a GenBank genome assembly.